Molecule: messenger RNA, 1251 nt
Organism: Melitaea cinxia (Glanville fritillary)
Lineage: Eukaryota; Metazoa; Arthropoda; Insecta; Lepidoptera; Nymphalidae
Gene: RpLP0
Product: 60S acidic ribosomal protein P0
Exons: 7
Coding region: 108-1058 (316 amino acids)
Biological process (GO): ribosomal large subunit assembly; ribosome biogenesis; cytoplasmic translation
Cellular component (GO): cytosolic large ribosomal subunit
Molecular function (GO): structural constituent of ribosome; large ribosomal subunit rRNA binding
Source: RefSeq, a predicted model, not a curated record
UUGACACUGACACCGCCACUUCUUUUUUGUCCCGCAACGCGCACGGAUUUGUGCGUUUUGUGUUUUGUCUUGUCCUUAAAUUUUUCGAAGUCCCUACACACUUCAAGAUGGGUAGGGAGGACAAGGCUACCUGGAAGACCAACUACUUUACCAAGAUCAUCCAAUUGUUAGAUGAGUACCCAAAAUGUUUCAUCGUGGGUGCAGACAAUGUGGGCUCGCAGCAGAUGCAGCAAAUCCGUAUCUCCCUCCGUGGCCACAGCAUCGUCCUCAUGGGCAAGAACACCAUGAUGCGUAAAGCUAUCAGAGACCAUCUUGAAACCAAUCCUGCCUUAGAAAAGCUGUUGCCUCACAUCAAGGGCAACGUUGGUUUCGUGUUCACCCGUGGCGACCUUGUCGAGGUCCGUGACAAGCUGCUGGAGAACAAAGUCCGUGCUCCAGCCAGGCCUGGUGCCAUUGCUCCAUUGGCUGUCGUUAUCCCCGCCCACAACACUGGUUUGGGUCCUGAGAAGACUGCUUUCUUCCAGGCUCUGUCCAUCCCAACCAAGAUUUCCAAGGGUACUAUUGAAAUCAUCAACGAUGUCCACAUCUUGAAGCCCGGUGACAAGGUCGGAGCCUCUGAAGCCACCCUUCUCAACAUGUUGAACAUUUCUCCCUUCUCAUACGGUCUUGUUGUCAAACAAGUUUAUGAUUCUGGUACCAUCUUUGCCCCUGCAAUCCUUGACAUCAAGCCAGAGGACCUCCGUGCCAGGUUCCAAGAGGGAGUAGCUAACCUAGCUGCUCUCUCUUUGGCUAUUGGUUACCCAACUCUGGCCUCUGCCCCACACUCCAUUGCCAAUGGUUUCAAGAACUUGCUCGCCAUCGCUGCCGUUACAGAGGUUGAGUUUAAGGAAGCUACUACCAUCAAGGAAUUCAUUAAGGAUCCCAGCAAGUUCGUCGCAGCAGUGGCCGCGCCCGCCGCCGCCGCCGCCCCGGCCGCUGACAAGAAGGAAGAGGAAAAGAAACCCGAGAAGGAAGAGUCUGAGAGCGACGACGACAUGGGCUUCGGACUCUUCGACUAGACUCGCACUAAUCUAUCCUUGUAACCUACCCCGACUGACAUAUCAUGGAUAAUGUAUAGGUAAGGAGGGGUAGGUUAGAAUGGUAGUUUCCAGACGUGGACAUCUGGCGUUGUGUACUAUACGCCGCCGGGUCUGGACACCCAUAUGGCGGCUAUUUGUUUCAGCGUCGAGAAUAAAACCACUUGAAAAAGUA